Camelus dromedarius (Arabian camel) is the source of this 910-nucleotide messenger RNA. RefSeq names its product lysozyme C. Bases 211 to 657 code for a protein of 148 amino acids. Gene Ontology annotation, biological process: defense response to Gram-positive bacterium; defense response to Gram-negative bacterium. The record is from RefSeq and is a predicted model, not a curated record. Gene Ontology annotation, molecular function: lysozyme activity. The transcript is spliced from 4 exons. NCBI's taxonomy places the organism in Eukaryota, Metazoa, Chordata, Mammalia, Artiodactyla, Camelidae.
GGCAGGUAAAGUCUUAGGAUGUGAAAAUAUCCCUCUUCAAACAUAAGAAAGAAAACGUGUUAAGGCAGUGGGCCAAUAAACAGCUCCUGUUUCCCCCGUAUCUCAAGGGGUGGAGCUCCCGAACCCCCAGGAGUAAGGGAAGUCCAAAGGAGUUAAAUACCAGGGCCGGCUCAGCCCCGGACAGACUGCAGUCCAGGCACCUCAGUCACCAUGAAGGCUCUCCUUGUGCUGGGGCUCGUCCUCCUCGCUGUCGCUGUGCAGGGCAAGGUCUGGGAGAGAUGCGCGCUGGCCCGAAAGCUGAAGGAACUCGGAAUGGAUGGCUACAGGGGAGUCAGCCUGGCCAACUGGAUGUGUUUGACCAAAUGGGAAAGUGAUUAUAAUACGGAUGCUACAAACUACAACCCCUCCAGCGAAAGCACCGAUUAUGGGAUAUUUCAGAUCAACAGCCGCUACUGGUGUAACAACGGCAAAACUCCACAUGCAGUGAACGGCUGUGGCAUCAACUGUAACGUUUUGCUGGAAGAUGACAUCACCAAAGCUGUACAAUGUGCGAAGAGGGUUGUCAGGGACCCUCAAGGCGUUAGAGCAUGGGUGGCAUGGAAAAACCACUGUGAGGGCCACGAUGUGGAGCAGUAUGUUGAGGGUUGUGAUCUGUAACUGUGGAGUUUCCUUCUUCAGCUCAUUUUGUAUCUUUUUCAUCUUAAGGAAGUCGUUAUUUCAGUGACCGGUCAUACUACCAUUCUUUCAAGCAUAUAAUGAUUUCCUUAAUUUCAUUAACUUCCUGCAUUAUGACUAAAUUCAGAGGCAGAUGAGCUUGCAAGUAUGGAAAUAAUUGCUAAUUAACCACAGAUGUGAAAUCACGCAUGCUGUUAAAAAAAAUACAAACACUCAUUAAAAGCUUUGCAAGUCA